CGCUUGGCGAAAGAAGGGACGACGAGCAUCAUGUCCACGCCAUCCAGCGACGAUCCGGGCGCGUUCUUUGCCGCCGCCAGGACCGGCGAUGUUAGCACCCUCGCGGCCUGCUUGGUCAAUGGAUCGUGCAACCCCAACGCGCGCACGGCCACCGGCUGGACAGCGCUGCAUUUUGCCGUCUUCUACGGCAACAUACCCGUCGUCCGUCUCCUUGCCGCGAGCCCGCGCGUCGACGUGAACGCACUCUCUGCAAAAGGCACGUCGCCCAUCACGCUGGCCUUGAAGCAUCAAGGGUCGCACAUGCUCGAGAUCCUCCUCCGCCGGUGA
Saprolegnia diclina VS20 is the source of this 327-nucleotide messenger RNA. RefSeq lists its product as hypothetical. Lineage: Eukaryota; Oomycota; Saprolegniomycetes; Saprolegniales; Saprolegniaceae. The coding region runs from base 31 to 327 and encodes 98 amino acids. The record is from RefSeq and is a predicted model, not a curated record. The transcript has 3 exons. Gene Ontology annotation, molecular function: protein binding.